Messenger RNA from Caenorhabditis sp. 36 PRJEB53466, 2495 nucleotides. The record is from the annotation of a GenBank genome assembly. NCBI's taxonomy places the organism in Eukaryota, Metazoa, Nematoda, Chromadorea, Rhabditida, Rhabditidae.
AUGAUGAUGGAAUACGGCGGAUAUUUUUCUGGUGGAACUGUUCCACAGCAGAGUGUCGACUCUUCAACCACUGUGAAUUCAUCAGUUGCGAAUUCGUUUUUUUAUACUCCACAAACACAUAAUCUUUAUCAUCAAUACACAAAUCCAUACCUGCCAGGUGGACGGUAAGAUAAAUAUGAAAACGUCUGUAAAUGUCUGUAUUUUGAGGUGUCUCAAUUCGACCCAAAAUACGACUUCAUCUUCCACUGUCUCUUCGUCGUCAACAUCCAAUUCUUCCAACUACCGGAACUCCACGCAUGAGUCGUUACAAGCUUUUUUCAAUACUGGGCUACAAUAUCAACUUUAUCAAAAGUCACAACUCAUCGGAAGUGACAACACUCAAAAAACCAAUAAUGCUGUGCUAUCAGGAAUUUCUCGUGACUCUUUAGUUGGUGAGUCCAGUUCAAAUUUUUGAGGCGGAUUAGGCUGGUUGAACAGGCGAUUUCAGGCGCCUGUUUUCUCAUCGCAGGAACGCAGCGGCGCGUUGAAAAACAGGCGCCUGUUCUACCAGCCUAAGGCGAAUACAUUUUCUUGACUAAAAACCGGCUUCAGGCGGCGUUCUAUUACAAAUGCACACUUUUUUUAUUAUAGGGGCACCGCACAGAAAUAGCGCUCUGUUGAGAAACUCUUUUUGCAGUGCAAAUUGAGCGAGCUCGGCGCAGAGUUUGAAAAGUUAGGCCACGUUUUCAGUGUAAUAUUACUUCGCGGCCUAGAAAUUCGGCCAGAUUGCGAACAGAGCGCCAUUUCUGUGAGAUGCCCCUAUAAUAAACGUUUAAAUGUUUAAAAAAAUCGGACUUGCAACGGGCCGGGCCGGGCUGGGCCGGGCCGGGCCAAAAUUGGAAAUUUUCCGGCCCGGGAGGAUGCACCUAAAAAUUCAAAGCGAACUAGAACUUCGAAACGAACAUAAUUUUAUAGACUUAACAUUUUAUAGACUUAAAAAGGCAAUGUUAUAGCAUAAAAACCUGUUAAAAAAUAGAAAUUGCUGUUUAAAAUCGCAAAAUUCUCACAAAAAUUACGAAAAUUUUCUCAAGAGUGGGCGGAGCCGGGCCGACCGGGCCGGGCCGGGUCGGGCCAAAACCGGGCCGGGCCGGCCCGGGAUUUGGCAAGUCUUAAAAAAAUAGACUGAAAACAGCUUUAUAUGCAAUUUUCUCUUUAUUUCUGUCCUAGGCUACUCCGAACCAAAACUUUCCCAAAUCAGAACUGUGCCCCGGAUCAGAAUAUUCCCGUAUCAGAACUGUCCCGAACGAAACCUAUCUGCGCGUGGUUUUCGUAAUAAAAAAACCACGCGCAAAUAUUAUAGAGGCACCGAAAAGAAAGGGCGCUCUGUUCGCAAUCUGGCCGAAUUUCUAGUCCGCGAAGUAAUUUUCCACUGAAAACGUGGCCUAACUUUUCAAACUCGGCCCCGAGCUCACUUAAUUUGCACUGCAAAAAAGUUUCUCAAUAGAGCGCCCUUUCUGUUCGGUGCCCCUAUAAUAGGUUUCGUUCGGGACAGUUCUGAUUCGAACAUUUCUGGUUCGGAGUAGCCUCCUAAAAAUGAAUCUGAAAGCGGUUUUUUGUUAGAAAAUGGGGAAAUUUGUGAUCUACCGAAUUCGUCUCAAAAUUUAAAAACGAAGAACUCCAAUGCGCGUCUCUAGCUUGAAAAGUUUCGCUCCGUGCGAGAUCCAAAAUCGAGUAAGGUGUCAAAAAGUUUAUUUUUAAGUCGCACACUCCGGCAAAUACAAAUUUGAUUUUUAGGCGCACUGUGCUCAACAGGAGCAACUUCUAAUCCAUCCGAACGGCGGAAACAACGUAGAAUUCGUACCACUUUCACUUCUGGACAACUAAAAGAGUUGGAAAGUGCAUUCUGUGAGACUCAUUAUCCUGACAUUUACACACGAGAGGAAAUUGCAAUUCGAAUAGAUUUGACCGAAGCUAGAGUACAAGUAUGGUUUCAGAACAGAAGAGCAAAGUACCGUAAGCAAGAAAAGCUAAGAAAAGUGAAAGACGAUGAGGGUUCUGGAAAGCAAGUUGGACAUAAUAUCUUGGAUGAUAUAAUAGAUCAAAUAUAAAAGGAGAUGUGUGAUCUCGAGUUUUCUUCUGAAAAAAUAAAUUAUUAUUGCUUCAAUAAUGUAUAAUUAUCACCGCGUGUACUCAACUUUUCCCUGAUAAGAAUAUGUACCAGAAACGGCAACCUAUCAAUCCGACGAUCACAACAAGUAGUAUAGGAUGGAGGGAUUACAGUCCGUUUCAAAAGUAUAGGGCCACCCCUGAAAAUCACCGGCACGUCUUCCCCAGGUAGUAUCAUGCCUCCGCACCUUGAAAAUCGGAUUCAGCAUGAAAAGUUAUCUCUGGAUAACUAUUUUGGGGCCAGUACAUUGGGUGCUGAGGCCAUGGUGCUGGAAAAUCUGAAAAAGUGGCUUCUGCAGGCGUUUCAUAAGUAUAGUGCCACCCCUGAAAACACGCUGGAAGCCUCUUAA